UGUUCUUUGUAGCCUUUAGUACCGACGGUAGAUACUCGAAGGACACAUCUUUUGAUCACCAACGUAUUUGUAUGUUCAGACUGACGAGGUCUAACUAUACCAUUACUAUACUGGGACGAUGUCUAAACGGAGCGUUGUUCAGAUCUGCGGCUUUGUCUUUUUCUUUGUCGUGGUGCAUUACGCUCACGGGGACCUGAGCUAUUCUGUCCUGGAGGAGCAGAAGCGAGGAUCUGUUAUAGGAAAUAUUGCGAAGGAUCUGGGCCUGGAGGUGGGCAGACUGUCUGCUCGAAAAGCUCGUGUUGAUAUGGAGGGAAGCGACAAACAAUACUGCGGAGUAAAUCUUCAGAGCGGGGAUUUAUUCGUUUCUGAAAGAAUUGACCGAGAGGAGCAUUGUGGAGAGAAGCCUUCGUGUGUUCUCAAAUUCGACUUGCUGUUGGAGAAUCCAUUGGAGUUACACCGGUUGUCUCUGCAGGUGCAGGAUGUCAACGACAACGCGCCAUUUUUCCCGAGGGAUAUAAUAAAGCUAGAAAUAAGAGAAUCAGCUUACAAAGGAGCCAAGUAUCGUAUUAAUUUAGCACAGGAUGCCGAUAUAGGCAAGAACUCAGUUCAGAGCUACAUUUUACAACAAAACCCUCACUUUGUUUUCAAUAUAGAGACGACGAGCGCUGGCAGUAAAUACGGUGAGUUGGUUUUGGAUAAAGAGUUAGAUCGAGAGGAGCAGCAGGAGAUGAAAUUAUUGCUCACAGCUGUUGAUGGAGGCUCUCCUCAGAGAUCCGGGACUGUAGUCAUACACGUCAUUGUACUAGAUGCUAAUGAUAACGCCCCAGUGUUCACUGAGAGCAUCUAUACAGCAACGAUAGCAGAAAACUCACCUAUCGAUACACCUGUGAUCACUGUGAGUGCAUCUGACGCAGAUGAAGGUGUCAACGGAGAAGUAACAUUUCAAUUUAGUCGAAUCUCUGAUAAAUCACGAAAGUUGUUUUCACUGGAGGAGAAAACUGGAGUGAUCAGUGUAGCUGGAAACAUCGAUUAUGAAGAGGGAUCCAAAUAUGAAGUUUCUGUUGAAGCAAAAGAUGGUUAUGGUCUGUCAUCAGAAGCAAAAGUGAUAAUUGAUAUCACUGACGUGAAUGAUAAUGCCCCUCUGAUUUACAUAAAAUCACUGACAUCUCCCAUACCUGAGAACGUGUCACCUGGUACAGAGGUGGGCAUCAUUAACGUGCAGGACAGAGACUCUGAUAGUAACAGACAGGUCCGCUGCUCCAUUCAGCAAAAUGUCCCUUUUAAGUUGGUUCCUUCAAUUAAAAACUAUUAUUCUCUGGUGAGCACAGGACAACUGGACCGUGAACUAGUGUCUGAUUACAACAUUACAAUCAGUGCCACUGACGAGGGCUCUCCACCUCUGUCGUCGUCUAAAACUGUUCAGUUAUCUGUAGCAGACAUCAACGACAACCCACCUGUGUUUGAGGAGCAGUCGUACAGCGCAUAUGUGAGUGAGAAUAACAAAGCUGGCUCCACUUUAUGUUCCGUUAGUGCUCGAGACCCCGACUGGAGACAGAACGGUACAGUGAUUUAUUCUCUGUUAGGCGGUGAGGUGAACGGUGCCCCGGUGUCCUCCUAUGUGUCCGUGAACGGAGACACGGGGGUGAUCCACGCUGUGAGGUCGUUUGAUUAUGAACAGUUCCGGAGCUUCAAAGUUCAGGUGAUGGCCAGAGACAACGGUUCUCCUCCUCUCAGCAGCAACGUGACCGUGAGUGUGUUCAUAUCAGAUGUGAAUGACAACUCUCCUCAGAUCCUGUACCCCGGGCCAGAGGGCAAGUCGUUCAUGACCGAGCUGGUCCCCAAAGCUGCACACGGAGGCUCUCUGGUGUCCAAAGUGAUAGCGGUGGACGCGGACUCUGGACAGAACGCCUGGCUGUCGUAUCAAAUAGUGAAAUCCACUGAUCCGGGACUUUUCACUAUUGGUGUCCACAGUGGAGAGAUCAGGACCCAGCGGGACAUUUCUGAAUCUGACAGCAUGAAACAGAACCUUGUAGUGUCAGUGAAAGAUAACGGGCAGCCCUCUCUGUCUGCCACCUGUUCCAUGUAUUUACUGAUUUCUGAUAACUUGGCUGAGGUGCCAGAACUGAAGGACAUUUCUUAUGAUGAGAAGAACUCCAAACUGACCUCUUAUCUGAUCAUCGCGCUGGUGUGUGUGUCGACGUUUUUUCUGACCUUCAUCAUCAUCAUCCUCGGUGUGAGGUUUUGUCGCAGGAGAAAGCCCAGACUGUUGUUUGACGGAGCAGUGGCCAUCCCCAGCGCGUAUCUCCCUCCUAAUUACGCAGAUGUUGACGGCACAGGAACUUUACGCAGCGCUUACAAUUAUGACGCCUACCUGACAACAGGGUCUCGAACCAGUGACUUUAAGUUUGUGUCAUCGUACAAUGACAACACACUGCCAGCUGACCAGACUCUGAGGAAAAGUCCAUCAGACUUUGCAGAAGUGUUUGGAGACUGUGACGACUCUCCUGAGGUAGGAACAUGCGCUAGUUAGAGUGUUCUACUUGAGCACUGGAUUGAUAUUGCUUGAAUCACAAAUAUGUUUAUCACCCCAUCACCUUUGAUUUCAACUCUAAUGGGACUAUAUGGUCUUAUAACCCUAUACUCUUUGUUCAAACACCGAGGUUUUGGUUAUUUAUUUGGUUGUAUUCGGGAUGGCUUUAAUUGACCUUCAUUUCAGUCAUGUGUGAGUCAUUGUUUUUUUUAAGCAUCAGUAACUGUAUUAAAAUUAGUGUUUUAACAUGAUAGAUAUUAGUGCUAGUUGUUUUUAGUUGUUUGGUUGUAUGAUGUUUGGUCUGAAAGCAGUUGAUUUCAUUAUUUUUUGCUGCUCUGUUGCUUGACUUUUGCUCUGGAUAUAAAUGCUUGCUCGGAAUAGAGAUGCAUUAUCUAGCCAUGUUUUAAGUUUUUCUUGUACUUGAUAUCUUUCUAAUUCUUUUACAUAGUUUUUUUAUGUAGGUUAUAAGGCAUACUGCCUUAACUCAUGAUUCAAAGGAUGUCUCAAUGUCGGUGAUAAUUUUGUUGUUUUCACAUGUUUGUGUGCUCUUCUGACCUUCUAUAUUCUAACAGAUCUUUCAUUUUCCAUCCUGAAUGCUCUUUAUCCUAACAAUAUUAGCCGAUUCCUUGAUUUUCCUCAAACUUCUCCAACACAAAUUCAGAAUAAAUCAGUGGUAUAUGAAAAUACUUCCCUGUUCAUCUUUUACUUAGCACUUAUAUUUUCAUGCUUGAUUUGAAGCAUGGCUUCUUUUGCUGCCUCUGUCCUUGGUGCUGAAAUUCAACUUUACAGUUCACAAAAACAACUGAACUCCAU
Messenger RNA from Xyrichtys novacula (pearly razorfish), 3343 nucleotides. NCBI's taxonomy places the organism in Eukaryota, Metazoa, Chordata, Actinopteri, Labriformes, Labridae. The record is from the annotation of a GenBank genome assembly.